UCGCGCAGCAAACAAGCCGCUUUGCUCCAAGAUGUCUGCGCCCUGAAGGAUGCUGCUACCAGCGUGAAGGUGCAGGACGAGAAGCAGUGCUUUCAGUGGAUGGAUUGUCUGUUGACUCUGAGGCGGAUUUAAGGUUUUUUUCCAGACAAACCAGGAUGUCAAAAAUCUCCAAGGCAGCAAAGGCGGUGAAGAAACUGGAUUCAGGCAAUGUAAUCCGGGCUAUAGUGAGGUCAGGACAGGCUGCUCCGGGUCCCCCCCUGGGCCCCAUCCUGGGACAGAAAGGUAUCCCCAUCGGGCAGUUCUGCAAGGACUUCAAUGAGAAAACCAAAGAGCUGAAGGAGGGCAUCCCGCUUCCAAUCAAGAUCCACGUCAAGCCUGACAGAACGUAUGACCUGAAGAUUGGUCAGCCUACCGUCUCCUACUUCCUCAAACAGGCGGCAGGAAUAGCUAAAGGUGCCGGUAAGACAGGCCAAGAGACAGCUGGGAUUGUGUCGGUGAGAGCCGUGUACGAGAUCGCACAGGUAAAAGCUCAGGACGAGUGCUUCAAGAUGAGGGACUCCUCCCUGGAGACGGUCGUCAAGAGCAUCGUCGGCUCAGCCCGCUCGCUGGGAAUCAAAGUUGUUAACAAUCUCUCAGCAGAUGAGUACAAAGUCUUCUUGGAGCAGAGAGAGGAGAAGCUGAAGGCGGAUGCUGCAGCAGCUGCAGCAGCCGCCGCCGAAGCCGCAUCUGGCAAGAAGAAAUGAAAACCUGCAACUCUCUUCUUUAUUUCCACUUUAUACGUGUACUGAAUUCUUUAAAAAACUUGU
Cyprinodon variegatus (sheepshead minnow) is the source of this 806-nucleotide messenger RNA. It is a transcript of the gene mrpl11, whose product is annotated as mitochondrial ribosomal protein L11. The coding region runs from base 156 to 743 and encodes 195 amino acids. Gene Ontology annotation, molecular function: structural constituent of ribosome; large ribosomal subunit rRNA binding. Gene Ontology annotation, cellular component: mitochondrial large ribosomal subunit; ribosome. The transcript has 6 exons. The record is from RefSeq and is a predicted model, not a curated record. Gene Ontology annotation, biological process: translation. NCBI's taxonomy places the organism in Eukaryota, Metazoa, Chordata, Actinopteri, Cyprinodontiformes, Cyprinodontidae.